This is a messenger RNA of Phytophthora sojae, 538 nucleotides long. RefSeq lists its product as hypothetical. Gene Ontology annotation, cellular component: mitochondrial large ribosomal subunit. The record is from RefSeq and is a predicted model, not a curated record. Gene Ontology annotation, biological process: mitochondrial translation. The coding region runs from base 21 to 410 and encodes 129 amino acids. The transcript is spliced from 3 exons. Gene Ontology annotation, molecular function: structural constituent of ribosome. NCBI's taxonomy places the organism in Eukaryota, Oomycota, Peronosporomycetes, Peronosporales, Peronosporaceae.
CGCUCAAUAAGACGAUAGACAUGGCGACCAAGGGUGUGUGGCAGCUCAAGCAGGUGACGAUCCGCUACUGCCAGCACGGCGGCAGCAGUCGCUACGUGCGCCAGCUGCUCAGCGACGAGCGCUUCGUCAAGUUCGUGGAGGAGAACCCGCAGGUGCAGUUCGAGACGGAGCUCAAGGGCGCGCGCCACCCCGUGCUCAUUGGCGACUACGUCACAAAUGAGCGCAAGGUGUCGGACAUCAAGAACCAGGACAUUCCCUUCAUCCUGAAGCAGCUGGAGCGCCUUCGCAACUCGAGCGGCCGCAAAAUGACGCGCAUCAAGAAGCCGGUCUUCUCCAAGCGCCCGACCAUCCAGGGCAUCUGGCAGCCAGACCUCGACUUCCCGGAGUUCAAGAUCAGCGACCGCACGUAGAUGUCGAUGCUGCUGGACGAGAGGCGUAACGUUUCAGGUGUCAAGCCGAAAGGAAGCUUCGGCGACAAGUGAAACUUGCAAUAGCAGUCACUACACAGAACAAGUGAAGCAUCAAAUAUAUUCUUUCA